GUGCUCGCGCGCGUGAGCGCGUGUGUGUGACACAGAGAUGGUUUGAGUGCUCGAUAUCUGUGCGAUAUCCUGCUGCUGAUCAUUUCUUCUUUCCAGGUUGGAGUUCGGGCUUGGAUAGACGCAAAAAGAGAGAGAGAGAGAAAAGAAAUAGAGAGAGAGAGAGAGAGAGAGAGAGAGAGAGAUGGGCUCCGCGUCUUCCGCUUGCAGGAUCAUUUACCUGGACGUGGACGGCAGGAUUCAGAAGGUGGUUUUCAGCCGGUUCUGUAGUCCCUGUGAUAUCAAGGAGCUCUUUUGCACAGCCACAGGGUUGCCCAGGAAUACAUCCAUUUCCCUGCUAGACUCCACUGGAGCUAUGGUCUCCAUCGACCCCACCAUGCCCAGCAACUCAGAGAGGUCACCAUUCAAAGUGCUUCCCCUCACUGGAGGACAGCUGGCUGAUAAAGAAGAACUUUUUCAGAAUGUACUGACUCAGGUAGCGGAGCAGUUCUCCAGGGCUUUUAAGAUUAAUGAGCUGAAGACUGAAGUGACGAACCGUUUGGCCAUGUUGGAGAAACGAGUGGAAUUAGAGGGGAUGAAGGUGGUGGAGAUUGAGAAAUGUCGCAGUGACAUUAAGAAGCUGAGGGAGGAGAUGGCCUCCAGGAACAACAGUAGUUUCCUGGAUGACAACAAGAAGCUGACUCCUCACAGAGACGUGCCUUCAUACCCAAAGUAUCACCUGUCCAAAGAGACGAUAGACGCAUUGAGACAGCCGAUCUUCGAUGUGUGGCAGUGGGAACCUAACGAGAUGCUCAGCUGUCUUGAGCACAUGUAUCAUGAUCUGGGCCUGGUCCGAGACUUUAACAUCAACCCUAUUACACUAAAGAGAUGGCUGGUUUGUAUUCAUGACAACUACAGGAACAACCCAUUUCACAACUUCCGCCACUGCUUCUGUGUCACCCAGAUGAUGUACAGCACGAUCUACCUCUGCAACCUCCAGGAAAAGUUUACACAGGUGGAUAUUCUGAUCCUCAUGACUGCAGCUGUGUGUCACGAUCUCGAUCAUCCUGGAUACAACAACACGUAUCAGAUAAAUGCACGGACAGAACUGGCAGUGAGGUAUAAUGAUAUUUCUCCUCUGGAGAACCACCACUGUGCCGUAGCCUUUCAGAUUUUCUCCCAGCCAGACUGUAACAUCUUUUCUAACUUCGAUGCCGAAGCUUUCAAACAGAUACGUCAGGGAACCAUCACUCUAAUACUUGCUACAGACAUGGCUCGGCAUGGUGAGAUCCUCGACUCCUUCAAACAGAAGGUGGAGAACUUCGACUUCACCAAUGAAGAGCAUGUCACCUGUUUGAAGAUGGUGCUGAUCAAAUGCUGUGACAUCUCUAAUGAGGUUCGGCCAAUGGAGGUGGCCGAGCCAUGGGUGGAUUGCCUGCUUGAGGAGUACUUCAUGCAGAGUGACAGGGAGAAGGCAGAAGGCUUACCUGUGGCUCCCUUCAUGGACAGAGAAAAGGUCACUAAGCCCACGGCUCAAAUCGGCUUCAUUAAGUUUGUCCUCAUUCCCAUGUUCGAGACAGUGAUGAAGCUGUUCCCUCAGAUUGAGGAGGUGAUGGUUCAGCCACUCAGAGAAUCACGAGACAGAUACGAAGAACUCAAACAGAUUGAUGACGCCAUGAACGAGGUACAGAAGAAGAAGACGGAGAACCUGACCAUGGGAGGGAAAAAGAAAUGAGUGUGGACUUCCUGCUGAUUCUAAAUCCAGAUCCUGAAUGUACAGUAAUGUGACAAGCUGGAAAACCUCCCCGACAAUCCAAAGCCUCUUUCAGGGAAUGUAAACACACACAAAAAACACCUGACUUUAUUCUAUAGAUUUUAUUUGCCUUGUUAUUAUUUGGUUAUAUAUAAAUAUAUAUAUGACAUUAUUCAGACUGUACAGAUUUUUAGUAAUUUUUGUCCUUUAUUACAAAAAUAAAGAGUUUUAAGUAUA
Silurus meridionalis is the source of this 1966-nucleotide messenger RNA. It is a transcript of the gene pde9aa, whose product is annotated as phosphodiesterase 9aa. The record is from RefSeq and is a predicted model, not a curated record. Lineage: Eukaryota; Metazoa; Chordata; Actinopteri; Siluriformes; Siluridae. Gene Ontology annotation, biological process: cGMP catabolic process. The transcript is spliced from 19 exons. Gene Ontology annotation, molecular function: 3',5'-cyclic-GMP phosphodiesterase activity. The coding region runs from base 182 to 1711 and encodes 509 amino acids.